Molecule: messenger RNA, 405 nt
Organism: Paramecium tetraurelia
Lineage: Eukaryota; Ciliophora; Oligohymenophorea; Peniculida; Parameciidae
Exons: 2
Source: RefSeq, a predicted model, not a curated record
AUGGGAAAUAAUCCCCAAUAACAAUUUUAAAAUCAACAAUACGAUGAUGAAUGGGAGAUUUUGGAGAUAGAGAAGCCAAAGAAAAUUUUAAAUUUGAGGCAAUCAACUUUGAAUAAAUCAAUUUUUACAGUGAUAGAUUAUUAGGAACCAAGUUAGAAUAAAGCAAAGCCCUUGUUUUCUGGAAAUCACCCUGAAAAAUAAACAACAAAAUAUCAGAUUUCGAAACGAAUUUAGGAACUUUAACAUAAAAUAGGAGGUGAGACACUUUUCGGUGUAAGAAAAGGACAUGGGCCUAUUUAAUUAGGGGUGGAAGGUUAAUCAGAAUAAAAACUUGAAGAUAGACCUCAAUUUCCAAGAAAGCAUAAAAGAGCUGAAGUGAAAUUUGCAAAUCUGCAAUUAGAUUGA